CAACACACGGUGGGAGUGAGAGACAUAAACGGACAGUGAGUGUGAAAGAGAGGGAGGGAGGGAGAAAGAGGAGGAAGCAACUCCUGGUUGGACUUGUGUAGCACUUUUGUCAUUUGGGAAGUGAUACAAUUUAGACCGGCGGCUAAAUCGGACUUAGUUGUUGAACAUCUGUGCGUUUGGCUGCGAAGGUGACAGGCUGGAUGGAGCCGCUGCUGCCCGCAGACACGGAGCUGAUGGAGCCAGAGGCGGAUAAAGAUGCGAGGAGGAAGAUCCAGUUCUCCGUGCCUUCAUCCGUGCCGACACAGCUGGACCCGCGACAGGUGGAGAUGAUUCGACGUCGGAGGCCAACACCAGCCACACUCUUCAGAUUGACCGAUCCACCAUCACCUGAGGAAGACAUCGACCCGUGGGUUCUGGGUGAAAAUGGAGCUUUGAAAGCCAAACUGGUUCACACAACAACUUACCAGCCACCCUCACUAAAAGCUGUGCAGAGGAUGGCCCUGGCUCACCUGGCCUCCCUAGACAUGACUUCAGUGGACAAAGAGGAUUCCUCUUCUGGGGAGGAAGAGGAGGAACGUGAGAAGAAGAGCCAGCAGUCACCCUCAGCUACAGAUCCAAGGGAAGAAAGCCAAUCACUCAGGGAUCAGUGUGCUCAGCUGGACAGUUUGACAGAAACUGCUGAUCUCAGCCUUCACCGCAGUGAUGAAGAGGAGGAAAAAGGAGAAUGACAAAAGAACAGAGCACCGAUGAGAUGUGUUAGUUUGGAGCAGACUUGGAUAACACACGUGCGGGCCGUGUGUGUGCGUGCAUGGGUGUGUGUUGUUUGAGUCUGUGAGAGAGAAAGUAUAUCAGAUCGCAUUGAGGAAGGUCAGAAUAUUAAUGAGCAGGUAUGAAGAAAAGUGAAAUCUGAGACUUUUGAGGCAAAUGUAGGCCUUGGGCAACAGAGAAAGCAAGGGGAAAAUUCCAUUCAGCCAAGGACACUGCACAGGAAAUAUGAGAACUGCAAAGAACUGUGGCCAUUUCCUCAAGCAUUUUCUUUGUUUUAGGUUCAACAGAAUUCAACAGAAGUCUUGAGGGGUUGUAUUCCCAGAAAAUAUGUGAAGUACAAGACUUUUAUUAACCUUAUUCAUAUCAUACAGGUGUACGACAUGAUUCUGGUGCUAAAAACACUCACCUCAAAAGCAAUUAGAAAGUCGAAUGAUGUACACAGCCCAAGAUAAGAUAUAUAAACAACAUAUGUUGAUCAUUUGACAAACAUGAAAUAUUGUAUUUAAUAUGUAGUCAGUUCAUAACUGUUUUAUGGCCAUGGUGAGGGAGGUAUUUUAAAGUAUGUGUCACACAGUUCAACAAAUGAAUGUGAAGUCCUCAGGCUAUUGCAUAACAUAAUACACAUAUACUAUACACUAAAUGACAUGGUAUACUACAGUGUGAUAAGUAUACAGUGCACAGUCAUAUUGGAAAGGCAAACCCUUUUUUGGAAUUCAACCAAGAAAUUGUUAAAGAAAACCAAACCAUUCUUUCAGUUUGCUUUCUUCAACCUUGUAGACAUUUGCGUGCAAGGUCAAGGCGGUUGGAUUACAGACGAUCUGAGCGCAGCCACUCACAGCAGACCAGACUAAAUAAUAUCCGACUAAUCCAACUAAUCAUGAUAAUGCAGCACAGUUUUUCCGUUUUGAUAUUAUGAACAGGCUUUUUGUAACACAGAGAUUAGGAGGCAUGAUCCGUUUGGGAUGUCAGAGAUGAUUGGUGGGAACCAAAAUUAAACCUAUUUUUUCAGAAACUCUGAUGAGCAUGAAGGUUAAUUCUGACCUUGUAAAUAAAUUGUGUUUGUGUUUGUUGCUAAUCAAUAAAUUACAAUGGGUGUUUAAAAGGAUUCUGUAUGAAUGUACAAUCAUAUUUAUUUUCUAAGAAAAGAAAGACAAAAGGCCUUUUUUGGCUUUUCAGUAACCAAAUAGAGUCAAUGAGACAAUUUAGACUAAGUUCUUAACCAAGGUUACUGUUUAAAUAGACAGUUUAUUAUCAUUAUUCACACAUUUAUUUUACUUUUUUAUUAGAAAAAUCUGUGAAACAUAACACAUUUUUGGUGUAUUGCUGAUAUAUCAGAAGCAACUCAUGUUAACUUCUUAUAAUUUCAAAAAUAUAUUCUGGGAUGAAGAUCUAAAUUUGAUCAUUUUUAUCACAUGAUUUAACAAUUAAAGUUGAUACCAUAGCAAAUAUUAAGAUUAAAACAUUGGGCUGCUGACUUAAAGUUUACAUUAAUAUAAUGCUGUCAGUCUGAGAUAAGAAAACAUCAUGAAAUAAGAACUGCUUUAGAGUCUUUAUUCACAUAUCACAAAUUACAAACACGACAGGCAAUUCAUUAAUAGUUAAUCGAAAUAGAAGUAUAUCGAGAUAGAAGUAUAUCAAAAUAUACAGUUUAUAAACAGCGUGGAAAAUGCUAUGUUAUGUCAACAGGUGAUUUGUUUCAAACAAGAUGUACGCAUAUUAUUCUCAAUGCUGUAGUUGCUGUGUUUGAACUGCAGGAGGCAAUGUGUAAUUAGUUACAUUUCUAACUGGGAGCAACCAAAGGGAAUGUCUCCUGCUUAUUCACCCUCAGAAAAGACGUUUUAUGGACCAAUGAAAUAAAAUAGAAGGAAUCAAAAUGAUUCAUUCA
Messenger RNA from Trematomus bernacchii (emerald rockcod), 2653 nucleotides. Its product is annotated as protein phosphatase 1 regulatory subunit 1B-like. The transcript has 5 exons. Gene Ontology annotation, molecular function: protein phosphatase inhibitor activity. NCBI's taxonomy places the organism in Eukaryota, Metazoa, Chordata, Actinopteri, Perciformes, Nototheniidae. Gene Ontology annotation, cellular component: cytoplasm. The coding region runs from base 201 to 728 and encodes 175 amino acids. The record is from RefSeq and is a predicted model, not a curated record. Gene Ontology annotation, biological process: intracellular signal transduction.